AUGGCAAAGUCAAACUCUGAAAAUGAAGUCGGAAUUGUGGUCACAUACUAUAUUAAUGGAUGUGGAGAGGAUCAAAGUGUUCAUGCCGCAACAAUUCCUAGUGCCGAUACCAAAAAGUCGAACGUAGGGAGGCCCAAGCAGCUUGUUCCAGGUGAUUACAGCUAUAGCGGGAGGCAUGAUCAUGGGGAACUUCCACCUCUAAGAGAGCAAACUGAGUUGGGUAGAUUGCUUGUUUGUGUGAAAGAAGCUAAGGAGCGCAAUGACCGAUUCAUUACCGAAAAGAUUCAAGAGUUCAAGAAUCGUGAGAUGAAAGAAGAUGAUUGUGAUCCACCUACUAAGAAACCGAAAGUUAAAAUUUGA
This is a messenger RNA of Cylindrotheca closterium, 360 nucleotides long. The record is from the annotation of a GenBank genome assembly. Lineage: Eukaryota; Bacillariophyta; Bacillariophyceae; Bacillariales; Bacillariaceae.